Messenger RNA from Cyclopterus lumpus (lumpfish), 3801 nucleotides. RefSeq names its product cyclic nucleotide gated channel subunit beta 1a (gene cngb1a). Lineage: Eukaryota; Metazoa; Chordata; Actinopteri; Perciformes; Cyclopteridae. Gene Ontology annotation, cellular component: plasma membrane; intracellular cyclic nucleotide activated cation channel complex; photoreceptor outer segment. Gene Ontology annotation, biological process: retina homeostasis; monoatomic cation transmembrane transport. The record is from RefSeq and is a predicted model, not a curated record. Gene Ontology annotation, molecular function: intracellularly cGMP-activated cation channel activity; cGMP binding; intracellularly cAMP-activated cation channel activity. The coding region runs from base 1 to 3801 and encodes 1266 amino acids. The transcript has 32 exons.
AUGACCGCACGCUGGCCCCUGUUCGUCUUCCACAACAUCCUCGACGUGUCCGCCUACAACGCCUUCGUGAUAUGGAGAGAGAUCAACCCCGACUGGAUGCCCGGCAAGCGGAACAAGAGGAGGGUGUUCCUCGAGCAGCUGGGAAAGGCGGUCGUGUCUCCGUUCAUGGAGAGACGUCCAGCACCUGGUUCUCCUGGUGUGCUGACGUGGAUCAGCGGUGCUCUGCCUCAGCGAGCCGUCUCUCCAAAGCUCAGUCGAGCUAACUCUACCAAGAUCGUCACCGUCUGGAUGAUUCUCAACCUCUGGUCGUCAAAGACAUCAAUGCUGGUUUCUAUUGUCUUGCACCACAGAAAAGGGAUGAUGGCUUGGAUCGCUCAGGGUCUGGAGAAAGUGGUCCCUCAGCCCGAUAUAAACAGGAAGGAGACUCCAGCAGCUCAGCAGCCCACUGAGGUCCAGCAAACAGCAGCUUCAACAGCUGCAGAGCUUCAGGUCCCUGUGGAGGAGGAGCUACUCCAAGAGGAUCACAAGCCACUGCCACCCAGUAUGAUGGGAUGGAUCGUCAGUGAGUUUGGCCGCAUGUUGCCUCAGCCGGUGCAGAAGCAGGAUGCAGGCACUGAUGAGGUGCAGAACAUAAACAUCGUACAGAAGAAGACGGACCUGGUGCUGGAGGACAUGGGACAGGACCAGGACAAAGAGGCUGAGCAGAAGAAAGAGGAUCUGACAGGAGAUGCAGAGGUGGCCAAAGUGGAUCAAUGCAGUCCAGCGAUGGACAACAUCAGGAAGGAUUCUGGAGAGGAGGUUCUGGCUUACAUGGAGGACAGACUGCAGCAGGACCAUCUGGAGGCAGCCCGCAUCGCAGAGGAGAUCGCCAGGAAGGCAGCGGAGGAGGCCGUCCGACAGCUGGAGGUGGAGCAUUCAGCUAAGAUUGUCAUCGAAACGCUGCCAGAGUCCAACGAGCAACUGCCCAACAUCCUUGAGGAGGAAAACGAGGACGAUCCAGAGAACCUGAUGGAAGUCUGUCCGGCUGAUGCCACUCCUUCAUCAACACAUGUGGAGCCAGUGUCAGAGAGGAGAGACCUGGAUAGUCCGGACUCCCAAACCAUCACCCAACAACCACAGUCACAAGCUCCAAUAGAUCAGGUGAUUGUGUUGUACCUGGCCAAUGCAGCAGAAGGAGAAUGUGGAGUUCCCAACGCUUGUUCUCCGAUAAAGAGCUUUCUGCUUCACUUCCCGCGCACUGCUGAGUGUCUGGAGAGCUGCUGGACACUGAUGCGUGACCAUUACCUCGUCCCUGCCAGACUGAGCCCGCCGCCGGAGCUUGCCCAGCUGACCCAGGAGCUCUCGCAGCUCCCCGGGCAGGCGCGACAGUGCUGCACGAGCAUCAUCCAGACCUUUGAAGUGCCAAACAAGCCACCUUCAUCCAAACCAUCCCACAUCCUCUUUCUCCUCUCUCCCAUCAUGCACUGCUGCCCUGCACUGCGCUGCGAGUUGACAGCUGACCUCAGGCCAGGGGGCUGUGCUGGAGCUGUGGGUGGAGCUCCAGAGCUGAGGGUGGAGGAUGUGGAUCAGGAUGUGGGGCAAGGCCUGAACAUCCCUAAAAUGACCACAACCCCAGAAUUCAGAACUCUGAGUGCCCCGCUGUCAAAGCUCAGUGCUGCAGGGGAUCUGUCUGCUGAUGUGGAUGAUAAUGAAAUGUCGACAACUGGUCUGAAGACCUGGUCCAGGCAGGGAGACCUGCUGACUGCAGACGAUGAGAUGAGUCCUCUGUCAGCAGCCAGCGUCGGCAGCGUGAUCAUCCAGGACCGUCUGAGCGAGCUCGUUAGGCUGUUUAAAGGUCGGACGGAGCGGCAAAAAGACCGGCUGGUGGACCCAGACGAGUCUGAAGAAGACAGUCCUUCAGCCUCACCGAGCAAAGCUCCUCCUCCUCCUCCACCUCCUCCUCCAGAAGAGAAGAAGGAUGAUGUCCCUCCAGCAGCAGAAGAGGAAGAGGAAGAGGAAGAGAAGGCGUUUGUGCUCCCCUUUGAACUUUUGGGACGUUCAGUUACAAUUCCUAAACUGCCCAAACUUCCCCCGAUGCCGUCCUGGGUCCAAGUCCUUGUGGAUUACCGCUUCCCUUCCAGCAUCGACCCGUUUACCGAUCUCAUCUACGUCCUCUGGCUCUUCUGUGUCGUGGCAGCGUGGAACUGGAACGUGUGGUUGAUCCCCAUCCGCUGGGCGUUCCCCUACCAAACUUCCGAGAACCUCCACCUGUGGUUGCUGAUGGACUACACCUGUGACCUCAUCUACAUCGCCGACAUCCUCGUCUUCCAGCCCCGACUGCAGUUUGUCCGCGGGGGAGACAUCGUGUGUGAUAAAAAGGACAUGAGAGAAAACUACAUGACCACUGAGAGAUUCAAGAUGGAUGUCAUCAGUCUGUUUCCCUUGGAGAUCCUCUACUGUUUCACGGGCGUCAACUCGCUGCUGAGGUUCCCUCGUCUGCUGAAGUACAUGGCUUUCUUUGAGUUCAACGACAGAAUGGAGGCUGUGAUGAAGAAGGCAUACAUCUACAGGGUGAUCCGGACCUCCACCUACCUGCUGUACUCUCUGCACAUCAAUGCUUGUCUCUUCUACUGGGGAUCAGACUAUGAAGGACUGGGGUCUACCAAGUGGGUCUACAACGGGAAAGGCAACGCUUAUAUUCGCUGUUACUAUUUUGCCGUGAAGACGUUGAUCACCAUCGGAGGACUCCCGGACCCCACCACCGUCUUUGAGAUCUGCUUCCAGCUCAUCAAUUACUUUGUUGGUGUCUUUGCCUUCUCCAUCAUGAUCGGUCAGAUGAGAGACGUGGUAGGAGCCGCGACCGCCGGGGAGAACUACUACCGAGCCUGCAUGGACAGCACCGUCAAGUACAUGAACUCCUACAACAUCCCCGGAGAGGUCCAGAACCGCAUUAAGACCUGGUACGACUAUACCUGGAAGAGCCAGGGCAUGCUGGAUGAACAGGAGCUGCUGAUGCAGCUUCCCGCUAAGAUGAGGCUGGACAUGGCCGUGGACGUCAACUACACCAUUGUCAGCAAGGUCGCCUUGUUUCAGGGCUGCGACAGACAGAUGGUGUUCGACCUGCUGACAAGGCUCAAGUCUGUGGUCUACCUGCCCGGAGACUUCGUCUGUAAGAAGGGGGAGAUCGGCAGGGAGAUGUACAUCAUUAAACAGGGGGAGGUUCAGGUGGUGGGCGGUCCAGACCUGCAGACGGUGUUUGUCACCAUUAGAUCCGGCUCUGUGUUCGGAGAGAUCAGUUUGCUGGCAGGAGGCGGGGGCAACCGACGGACUGCCAACGUAAAGGCGCACGGUUUCGCCAACCUCUUCAUCCUGGAUAAGAAGGACCUGGCAGAGAUCUUGGUGCACUACCCAGAGUCUCAGAAACUCCUCCGCAAGAAAGCCAAGACGAUGUUGACGAAGGACACAAAGCCAGACGAGAAGGCCGGAGCUAAAGAGGCGAUGCAGGUUAUUCCGCCGAGACCGGACACACCUGUAAUGUUCAAGGCGGCCUUGAAAGUGUCCCAGCAGGUGGGAAUAGAAGGGACCUUCACCAAACUGAGGAAGACCUACCAACAAGCUGAGACCACAGCAGAGGUGAGACACUGUCUCAGGACAGACAGAGUCCCCCCCCCCUCUCCGAUGCACCACCGUUCUCCGGUUCCUCUCGUGGCUGUUCAGGACCACGACGACGCUGUGUCGGAGUCCACCGACAGCGCGGUGGUCAUCAGGAUGAUGGCGAAACCGCGAGGAGAGGAGCUGCUCACUGUGGUGGAGAAGGAGUGA